CCAAAAUUAACAGAAUUUUAUAAUGAAUUUAUGAAAGGGAAAUAUCUGUUUACUUAAGACUCGUUUUGGAGAUUCUUUUGGGAUAUUUUAAUGAUUUUUUUUGUGUUAUAUUUAAUAAUUGUGAUCCCUCUGUCUCAUGUUUUUGGAGAUAAUUAUGGCGUAUUUACUUCUUUCCAUUAAACCUUUAUAAAAUGGAUGUUAGUGCUAGAAAUCUUUAUAAAUUUAAAUUCAGAAAUUUACUCGAACGGUGUUACUAUUAAAGAUAGAUAUACAAUUUUCAAAAAAAAUAAUUGGAAGAUUAUGAUUGAUCUUCUGCUAUAUGUCCUUUUUUUAUAUUCUAUUUAUUAUAAAGACCUAAAGCAUAAGAUUAGCUAUUUAGACUUUUUACUCUUUAUAAAAUACAGAGAGAUUCCAUCUAAGCUCUCAGAAUUGGAAAUUAAAUUUCAAAUCAGUGAUUCUUUUAAAAAUUGGUUGAAAUUACUCAAGCUAGAGCUUAGUGUUUUAAUUCUAGCGCACGUUGCUUGCUGUAUUUUUUUGUUAAUAGGUUAAUUUGAAAGAGACAAUAAUAAAGAUAAUUGGAUCGAUAAAUAUAAUUAUUCAAAUUACACAGUCAUAGAACUCUACUUAACUUCCUUCUACUUUAUAAUUAUUUCAAUUUGUACAGUUGGCUAUGGAGACAUAGCUCCAUGCACAAUUAUUGAAAGAGAGUUUAUCAUUCUUGUUGCCUUAAUAUCUACAAAUAUCACUGCUUAUUCAUUUUCUUAAAUCAGUGAGAUAGUUAAAUUUGAAGAUAGCAAAAAGGAGAGUUUCAAUAAGGUCAUGGUUGGAAUUAAUUUUUAAAUGAAGUUAAAUAGCCUUGGUAUGAAUUUACAAUAAAAAGUAAGGAAAUAUUUUGAAUACUUGCAUGAUUCAGAUUUGUAGAGAUCACACAUUCAGGAAUCACUCUUAGACAGGCUUCCAAAUCACUUGAAGGAAGAAGUACUUCUUGAAAUGAAUAAAUAAUUUAUUAGCUCAAUUCAAAUAUUCAAAGGAUUCUCUCCUUAAUGCCUCAAAAUGAUUUCUCUCAGCAUUAAACAAAAAUAAUUGCUGCCUGAUCAAAUAGCAAUUUAAGAAAAGGAAUACAAUGACUCUCUAUAUUUUAUUUCUUAAGGAACUCUUUAGAUACUUUGUUCAGUAUCCUAAAAGUAAGAUGAAACAAUGUUUGAAAAAGGAAUAACUAUGUUAAAAAAAUAAGACUCUUUUGGAUAUGAAGGGUUUCUAUAUGGUGAGAAUUGUCCUUACAGUAUAAAAUCAGUGUAGUAAUCAGUUAUAUCGUAUCUAGAAAAAGAAUAAUUUUUAUAAAUUAUCAAACAUUUUCCUACAGAUUAUGAAAAAUUUUGUUACAUAAGAGAUAAAUAAAUAUAUGAUUCUUUUUAAAAAGUUGUGUAUAGACUUAAAUGCAUUUCUUGCUAAGAAUAAGACCACUAUCCUAACCACUGCCAAUUUAUAAAUCCAACAAUUAAAUAUAAAAAUGAUAAGUCUGUCAAUAUGAGGAGUUUUUGCCAUAGGAUUAAAACAAGAAAUACUAAUAUACUUAAGAACAACAAAUAUUAUUAAGAUAUAGCAAUAACCCUAGCCUAUAUGAGGGAUGAUACACUUACUGCAUAACAAGAUACUAUAAACGAUAAUAGUUCUAAUGAUUAAAGCUAUAUUAGUGAUGAUUUGUAAUCAGGUGAUAAGUUAAAUUAAAUUAUCAAAAGGAAUAAUGGAUAAGAGGCAUCUAGAAAAAGUAAAGAUAUAUUAUAAGUUGAUUUUGUUUUGGAGGAUAACGCUAAUCUAAAGCCUAAAAGCUUGAAUGAAUUAAAUACAAAGAAUUAGCAAUUUAUUGUUUUAAACAUUAACUCAAAUGAAAACAAUAAUAAUAUUAAUAAAAAUGAUCAAGAUAUGGAUUCUAAUCAAAUUUAAAAAUAAGCAUCAUCAGCUUCAUUCACUUAAUCUAUAAAAUCUCUAGCACUUUCAGAUUUAUCUGAUAUGAAUAAAGCAAAAAGUAGAGAAGAUAAUUUAAGUGAUAAAGGGAAAUAAUAAGAAUCCGAUAAAGCAGCAUUCAAUAACAACCAUCAUGAUUUUUAAUUAUUCUAAAAUAAUAAUUUAAGUGUUAAUAUAGAUGAUAACAUCAGCUCCAAAUAAAUUAAUUCUGGGUAAUAGAAUGCUACAAAAAUAGAAAAUGCAAAGUAAAAAUUAAGUAAAAAGGUAAACCAAAAAUUUUCAAAAUCUUUAUUCAGCUAACAGCUCAGCAAUAAUUUGGAACCAUAAAUUGAGGAAAAUUUAAAUGUAAAUCAAGAAACCGAAAAUAAUAAAAUUAUAACUAUUAAAUAAAAAUCAUUAAACAUCAUAGAUCUAAAAUAAGAAGACAGUCAAACCUUUAGAAAAAGAUCAAAUUCAGAAAUCUAAUAAGAGAAUAUAUCAAUUUCUAAAUUUUUAAAACCCUAACCAAAGGCUUAAAAGGCAAAAGUAAGCGACAAAGGCAAAAAUCAAACAUUUUCUAAUAUAAAUUCACUUAUAUAAAGUGCAAAUCUUAUUAACAAAAGAGCUCAUAUUCUUAACGAGAAUAAGAUUAAAUAUUAACUCAGCUAACCUAAAGAAAUAGAAGAUAACUAAUUAGAUUCAAAUGAAUUUUAGAUUAGAUUCAUGCUAAAUCUACAAAAUUUAGACAUGCUGGUAGUUAGAAAAGAGUAUCUUUUAAUGCAGUAGAAAAAUUAGAUAACUGAUUACAUUUAAGUUCCUGACAAUGAAAUAGAUAUAGAUGUUUUACACAAUUAUAAAUACUACUAUUUUAAUGGUAAUUUCAAAUAAGUCUUAUAAAGAAUGAAAACAAGAGAUGAUAAAAAUAAAGAUGUAUUAUCAUCUCCACAUAAGAAGAAAUCGAAUGGUUCAAGAAAAAAUUAAAGGAAAACACAUCGUUACAAACCUACAUCUUUUAACUCGAAAAAAAAACCCUAGUUGAAUUAAUUAUUUUAAUUAUGAAAACUUGAUCUUAUUGAAUUAAUUAACUAUUUCUAA
Messenger RNA from Tetrahymena thermophila SB210, 3039 nucleotides. Its product is annotated as cation channel family protein. The transcript has 8 exons. The record is from RefSeq and is a predicted model, not a curated record. Gene Ontology annotation, biological process: potassium ion transmembrane transport; regulation of membrane potential. NCBI's taxonomy places the organism in Eukaryota, Ciliophora, Oligohymenophorea, Hymenostomatida, Tetrahymenidae. Gene Ontology annotation, molecular function: voltage-gated potassium channel activity.